UGUAGAAGGCCCAAGGCAAACUACCUGACAACAAUGUAACCUUGUGACUGAGCUAUUAAUGUGGUUUCUAUUCAUUCUGUUUUAUUGCAGGGGAUGAAAUGUUCUCUGACAUUUACAAGAUCAAAGAAUCACCAAAUGGGAUGUUAUUGGAAGUUGAGGGAAAGGUGCGUCUCCACUGCAGGUAUAAGCUCUCUGAGUUGUGGUGGUGAGAGAUGGUUAGUAGAACAGAGAAUAUCGAUGACUGUCUGUUGGGGGCAAAUGCGUCGGCGGAGGUGCAGGAUGACGGCUGCGAGUCCAGCACAGUCAGUGGAGUGGACAUUGUCCUCAACCACAAACUGCAGGAGACAUCCUUCACCAAGGACUCAUACAAGGGCUACAUCAAGGACUACAUGAAGGCGAUCAAGGCUAAGCUGGAGGAGAACAACUCAGACAGAGUGAAGCCCUUCAUGGCUGGAGCUCAGGAGGAGAUCAAGAAGAUCAUGGGCAACAUGAAGAACUACCAGGUAACUACUAGUUACAGCUAUACAUCUACUACUGCCUACAGCAAAUUCAGCUGGUGUGUCCAAACGUUUGAUUGGUACUGUAUAUGUUCUGUAUAAAUAAGUAGCAAUUCA
Messenger RNA from Oncorhynchus masou masou (cherry salmon), 614 nucleotides. RefSeq names its product translationally-controlled tumor protein homolog. The transcript is spliced from 3 exons. The coding region runs from base 213 to 599 and encodes 128 amino acids. NCBI's taxonomy places the organism in Eukaryota, Metazoa, Chordata, Actinopteri, Salmoniformes, Salmonidae. The record is from RefSeq and is a predicted model, not a curated record. Gene Ontology annotation, cellular component: cytoplasm. Gene Ontology annotation, molecular function: calcium ion binding.